AUGUCUUCUGAGAAAUCGGAGCCCCCUCUAGACUCUGUAGAGUCUACGAUUGAUAGUAAAUGUGAUAUGUGAGUUGAUUCUCCGUUUUCCGGUUGAAAAGAAUCGCUUUAGAUCUAUAGAGGAUCGGCAGACUUCAUGGCAGUCUAUAUACCUUCUGACUGCCAUCGGAAUGUUCUGCGGAAUUCAAUUUUCCAUUUUCUUCCCCACUCUUUGGCCCUUCCUGAAUACAGUGGAUCCCACGGCUUCUGCCUCUUUCUUCGGAUUCAUUACGGCCGCCUUUUCGGUCGGUCAGGGAAUCGCUUCGCCCGCGUUCGGAUAUUGGAUGAACAGAGCAAAAAGCGGUAAGUUUGUCUUUUUGAAAAAAUUGCAUUUAUUCCGAAAUGAAAGCGUUUGCAGUGCGUCAGCCUCUUGUCUUUGGAAUUUCCGUGAUGAUUCUCUCAAAUAUAAUCUUCUGUUUUGUGGAGGCGUUUAAGGAAAAAGAAAGGCGAUGGGUGAUGAUGGCGGCCCGCUUCUUCAUCGGCGUCGGCGCCGGAACCGUCGGCGUGAUGAGGGCGUACGCGGCCACGGCGAGCAGUCUCAAGGACCGCGCCAGGGCGAUCACUUUCAUUCAGGCCUCCUAUGUGAUUGGCAUGACACUCGGACCCGGCAUUCAGGUAUGGUUUCGGUCACAAAAUUCCACUAGGAGCGCUUCGCGCCAGAACCUUUUCGCGUUGUUCUAAAGAUCUUACCCUCAAUUCCUUAUCUUAAUUCUACUUUCCCUGUCAGAAGAUUAUUUGUCUUUCUCCCGCAUUUCCGCUCCACGUGGUUGCGUCAUCAGAUAGAGAGAGAGAGAGAGAGAGAGUUCAGGGUCUGGGUGCGAAGGGAAAAGGGCGAAAACUUUUCUUUUCGAGGUUUUUUUCGAGCAAUAAGUUGAGGAUUUACGCGGUCCAAAUAGGCAUCACAGUGAGUAGUCGAGUCAUAAUUAUAGGUUCAUCACUGAAAUUAACCAAAGCGUCCACUGAAUCAUUGUUUAUUUUCAGCCAUAACGUCUUCUAAGACGGAUUAUGACCGUUUUACAUAAAUUUUCGACAUGCCUCUCAGUCCCUGAUUUUUUCGAAUGAACGGUUCUAUGAACAAUUUCUUCUUCGACGCUCUUCUACAGUAUCCCUCGAUUUCAGGUGGCGUUCACUCCGAUCGGCUAUCCGGGUCUUUCGUCUGGCGCGAUCCACGUGGACAUGUACACGGCGCCCGCGUGGUUCGCCUCGAUCGUCUCGCUGCUUUCCGUCCUUUUCAUCUUCAUUUUUCUCGAGGAAAACUAUGCGGGUGUCGACAAAGAGGAGGAUGAUGAGGGUAAAUUUUCUUGAAUAAUCCUAUCCGGAAGCCUGAACUUUUUCUCAAAACGCCUCUUCUAGUUGUCUUUUUAGAAGAGUGUAUUAGCAUCAAUCAGAAAAACGAGAAAGUUCGUAAUUCGCGUCGUUUUCAGACCCGUACACGGCAAUGCCGACGUUUGAUACGAUAUCAGUGGCGGUGUGUGUUUUGACGCAGUUCACUCUCAUGUUUAUCAUCACCAACCUUGAAACGUAUGCUCUUUGAUUCGAUUCGAUUUGAUUAAAAGUUCCGGGUCGGCUAAAGGCGACCAACUUUUCCGGGUUUAUCAGAAAGUUCCGUUUGGUUAUCAUCAAGUCAAAUUAAUCAGCCUUUGAACCGAAGCUUAAUUCUUCUCACGGUCUCCAGAGCUUACAAUGAGCGCAAGUGCGCCCCGCCCAAUAGAGCGACACAUUGGGGUGAAAUUCAAAUUUUAGCAGCAAAAUUUGUGUUUUUUGCCAGAUUAGCCACGAAAAACCGUUAAUUUCUCAUUUGUCUCUCGAUAGACCGAUUGUAUAGGCUAAUACGAAUUUUUUAAGCGCAAGAGCGUUAAAUUUGGUCAAGUCGCAAAUCACAUUUAUCCGUUUGAAGGUUUUGGCUAAAACCGCGUGAAUUUCAGUUGCUUUUCGGUAGUUUUCGCGGUUCGAGCGCUCAAAAUGCUUGUAUUUACGUGAUUUAUCAUUCUCAAAACCAAUUCUGUCUGAAAACGGUCAAGAAAGCGCAAAAUGAAAAGUGCGGUUUUUAGGCGGCGAUGGGCGGCGAAGGCGAAAAAGCGAAAUCCGCGAAAAAUGCGCCAAAACGUCAUUUAUUCUGAGAAUUAGUGUAUUUUCAUGUCGAACAACCAUUUUUCAUCGCCUUUGACCACAAAAAUCAGAGAAAACCUGCUCAAUUCAUGAAAACGCCAUUUGGCCGAGGCCACGCCCAUAUUGUCAGCUCUGGAGAUCGUGGUUUAUCAGAAAGUUCCGUUUGGUUAUCAUCAAGUCAAAUUAAUCAUCAUCCCUUGAACCGAACCUCCUUCUUUUCAUUCUCAGAAUCGGAAGUCUGUACGCGAAAAUGAUGUGGGGAUGGACGAAUGCGCAGGCGGUCGAGUACACAGGUACCCGGAAAUUGACGAGAAAAAUAGCUGAAAAUCGAUUAAAAUUUUAAAGGCAUUCUUCAAGCGGUCAACGGACUCGUCGGAGUUUUGGUCUACGCGCUUUUCGCAGUGAAGCUCGGCGACUAGUGAGUUCACAUUUUGAAACGAUUUUUCGCGAUAACCAUCGAGUUUCCGGUUUUUUUAUAGUGAGAAAUGAUCCUUCGCAUCUUUCAAAAAUUCUACACCGUCGUUUUACAAGUACCCCAUUUUCCAGCCUCUCGCAAGCGCGUGAACGUAUUUUCACAAUUUUCGGUCUCUUUUUGGGCGUUCUCUACCACGUCGUCACGUAUCCGUAUCCGUGGGGCGGCGAUCUAAAGUACGAGCUGAAGAACGUGACGAUUCACGGCAAAAAUCAGACGGAAGAGUUGGGGUGCAAUCCGCAAAAGUAUCACUGGUGCACCUACACAAAAGACGUACGUUUUUGGCUUUACCGCACUCGUGUUUCGGUAGCCAAAUAGCACUAUUGACAGACGUCGAAGAAACGAUUCAAAAAAUGUUUUUAGGUAAACUUUUGGAUUUACGCGACAAUGUACGGCGUGGUGCUCGCCGCCUGCUUCCCGAUCGUCAACAUUUCGAUGAAUACGCUGUUCAGUAAAAUUUUGGGCGCCCGACGGCAGGGAACGAUGCAGGGAAUCAUGUUGAUGUCGGGAAGUUUCGCGCGAACCGUCGGACCGAUGCUCGUCUCGUGGAUAUUUCAGGAGUGGGGUCCUGAGCCGAUUUGGGGCAUUGAGGCAAGGAUCAAAAGUCACUUCGGCGACGAUUGUCAAUAGAGCGCAUUUUUCAGAUUUUCACCCUCUCCGUUACCGCCAUCUUUUGGAUCGUUUGCUAUCGUCGGAUGACUCCGUUGAAUUCGAACCCGAAAUUGGAGCCCUUCGAACAUUUCCACUACGCAAAGGGAGUGCGCUAUCGGAUUUGA
Messenger RNA from Caenorhabditis sp. 36 PRJEB53466, 3395 nucleotides. Lineage: Eukaryota; Metazoa; Nematoda; Chromadorea; Rhabditida; Rhabditidae. The record is from the annotation of a GenBank genome assembly.